This is a messenger RNA of Gracilinanus agilis (Agile Gracile Mouse Opossum), 891 nucleotides long. Its product is annotated as C-type lectin domain family 4 member G-like. The coding region runs from base 1 to 891 and encodes 296 amino acids. The record is from RefSeq and is a predicted model, not a curated record. Lineage: Eukaryota; Metazoa; Chordata; Mammalia; Didelphimorphia; Didelphidae. The transcript has 9 exons.
AUGGAAUCUUCAGGAUACACUCGGUGGGAGACCUCUGAGGAAUUUGAGAUGGCUGACAGCAAGCACCAAUGGCGACCCUGGGAAGUUGGGUGGUGGGCAAAGCAGCUUCCUGGAGGCCGUCCUGCCCUUCCCUUUUACCUGCUAUUUUCUGUGGCCUCUUUUCUGUGGAUAAUUCUUCUUAGUAUGCUGUUGGCUAAGGUCAUGGAUUUAUCAAAGGAUAUGGAGCAUCUAAAUGAACAACUGGAGGGAAUACAAGCCAAUGAGUCUAUGAAGACAGGGAGACUGGCAGCUCUGCAAGUAGCCUUGAGCACUUCAGAGAACAAGCAUCAGACUCUAAAAAUAAAGGUUGAAACAAUGGCAGAAGAGCUGAAGAAGCUGCAAGACAGGCAAACCAGCUUAAGAACUAACUUGUCUCAAGAACUAUCUGAGGCUAAGAAAGACCGAGAUGAUAUUCGGAGCGAGAUGUUUCGUGGACUUGAGGCUGUGAGGAAUGGAAAUGACUCCUCCUGUCAACCCUGCCCAAGUCCCUGGAGGGACUUCCAGGGUUCCUGUUACUUCUUCUCUGAGAAUAAACUUCCUUGGUCCAAGGCCAGGGAUGAUUGUGUCCAGAAACAAGCUCACCUGGUGAUCAUCAAUAACCGUGAUGAGCAGAACUUCCUGAACCCUACUGAGAUGCUGGGAUAUUGGAUUGGCCUCAGAAAGACCAAAGAAGGAGUACAUAAGUGGGUCGAUGGCACAGGUCUUAGUUACACCAACUGGAACCCUGGGGAACCCAAUGACACCAUGGGAGAGGAAGACUGUGUCAUGAUGUUGCAUCAUGGCAGAUGGAAUGACUUUACAUGUGAGAAAUCAUCUGACAACUGGAUCUGUGAGAAGAGGCAGAUCUGUUGA